This is a messenger RNA of Sphaeroforma arctica JP610, 435 nucleotides long. RefSeq lists its product as hypothetical. The transcript is spliced from 3 exons. The record is from RefSeq and is a predicted model, not a curated record. Lineage: Eukaryota; Ichthyosporea; Ichthyophonida. Bases 1 to 435 code for a protein of 144 amino acids.
AUGACCACACCAUCUUCUCAACCCCUACUGCAGCCGCCAGUACCCACACACCUUUUGACAAAAGUGAUGGGCCGCCCGAUACCGGACAAAACUCUCCACGAAAUGGAUGACGUAACUCCGAUCGCCACGGGAGUUCCACCAGUUUUGUCCGCCUUUGUGUUCCUAGUGACGCUGUUGCCCAGCUCCGAUUCCGAGGACACUAAAGUUGUUAAGAAACACUGUACCGGAAAUGACGAGGACACAUCAAGCUAUGAUAAAGUGGUACAUCAAGACGAUUACUCUGCUGAUUAUGAUACCGGAGAGUGUGAUGAGUUUUUGCUCCUCUCACCUGAAAAAUUGAAGCUACUGCAUAAAGAUUUGGAUCAUCCGGAAGGGUUCCGUCCGAGGCCUACGCCCUUCAAGUGCCCUCGACGCAUCGACGAGAAAAAUAGGUAA